GUUGAUCCCAGCAUCCAGCAUCCAACAGAGCAACCACCAAAAGCAACGGCGAAGUUGAAGGGAAACGAGCGGAGAAGAAGAAGCAUAUCAGAUCAGCUCAUCUCUCAUAAAUUCAAAAGUCGAAAGACCACAACUCAACUAUACAGGUACCCACACUCACUAUCUUAGCUAGUAGUAACCAAAAGAUCUCAAGAUGGCCAUCAUUACUUUCUGCGACCAACAAGUUUGCACCUCCUCUGCUGCCCCCAGCAACGACAAAUCUACCCGUUGCCAUUGCAAGCGAGUUUCCUUCCAAGAAGAAGAAGAGGUCGUGUACUUUCAGCCAGUCAACCACUUGUAUGCCGAAGAACUCUUCUAUCAAUCUCAAGAUUACUCUCGAUUCCGAGCUGACUACCAGCUUGACCGAGCACGAAAGCAACGCAUGGCGCGCAUCGAAAAACUCAACCGCAUGACGCAACAAGCUCGCCAAGAAUUGCUCAUGAAGUCGGCAAGCAUUGACAACAUUAAGCUGGCAGCUCAAGUCUCCUCCUCUGACCGACGAAAGCCUCACUUCCGCCCUUCCGUCCCAGCCCAACGAGGUUGUGCUCUCAUGGCUUAACUGAAAAGCUGAAAAGCCGAAAAGCCAAACAUGUUUCUACCCUACCCUACUAUACAAAUAUAUACGCGUACCUCCAAUCAAUCCAAACGCGCCCUGAAAAUACCGACAAUACAAAUAACUGUCACCAGCUAUUGGCAGCAGACCAAUGUUCAUACUAUUCCAUAAUUUGAUUAUAAAAGCAACUUCAUAUACUACAGU
This is a messenger RNA of Seminavis robusta, 796 nucleotides long. NCBI's taxonomy places the organism in Eukaryota, Bacillariophyta, Bacillariophyceae, Naviculales, Naviculaceae. The record is from the annotation of a GenBank genome assembly.